Pollicipes pollicipes is the source of this 1559-nucleotide messenger RNA. Its product is annotated as nucleolysin TIA-1. The record is from RefSeq and is a predicted model, not a curated record. Lineage: Eukaryota; Metazoa; Arthropoda; Thecostraca; Pollicipedomorpha; Pollicipedidae. The transcript has 7 exons. Gene Ontology annotation, cellular component: nucleus. Gene Ontology annotation, molecular function: mRNA binding. The coding region runs from base 220 to 1149 and encodes 309 amino acids.
GUGCCGAGGGGCGCACGACCGACCUGCCAGUCCGGGCCGCGCAUGUGACUGUGCCCCGUCGGUCGUCUCUGCCGCCGCCGCACCCGCCCGCCCGCCAAGCUGGAGGCCCACGCCCCCUUCCACGUCGUGUUCGGCAAGCAGGGCGGCCAGUUCGCCGCCGCCAAGCUCGACUCGGACCCGUACGUGCGGGCCAGCCUGGAGCGCCAGCACCUGACGGCCAUGCUCGCCGCCAUGCCGACGCUGAUGAUGCCCGGCGCGCCGACCAUCACCACCAUGGCCAACCCGGCGCCCAUCGCCGUGGCCCAGCACAAAAUGGAGAGCUCGCCGCAGCUGAAGAGCUGCUCCUCCAAUAAGUCAGAGCACUUUCACAUAUUCGUCGGCGAUCUCAGUCCGGAGAUUGAGACCCACACUCUGCGGGACGCGUUCGCCCCGUUCGGAGAGAUCUCCGACUGCCGGGUGGUGCGCGAUCCUCAGACGCAGAAGUCCAAGGGCUACGGCUUCGUCUCCUUCGUCAAGAAGAUGGAGGCGGAGAACGCGAUAGCGGCGAUGAACGGCCAGUACCUGGGCAGCAGAAAUAUCCGCACCAACUGGGCCACCCGCAAGCCGCCGGCGCCCAAAAACGACCCCAACGCCAAGCCGCUCAGCUACGAGGAGGUGUUCAACCAGAGCUCGCCCACCAACUUCACCGUCUACUGCGGCGGCGUCACGCUUGGCCUCUCCGAGGAGCUCAUACAGAAGACAUUCAGCCCGUACGGGCUCAUUCACGAGAUCCGCGUCUUCAAGGACAAGGGCUACGCCUUCGUCAGGUUCUCCACCAAGGAGUCGGCCACCAACGCCAUCGUGUCGGUGCACAACACCGAGAUCAACGGCCAGCUGGUCAAGUGCUCCUGGGGCAAGGAGUCGGGCGACCCGAACCACGCGCCGGCGGCCGGCGGCCCGGCUGGGUUCGCCUCCCUACCGGCCGCUGGCGCCCAGUACCCAUACAACAGCUACGGCCAGAUGGGCUACUGGUACCCGCAGGGCUACCCGGCCGCCGCCCAGAUGCAGGGCAUGCAGGGCUACGGAAUCCAGUACGGCUACCAGUACGGAUACCAACAGGGUGGCAUGACCCAGGACUACGGAGGAGCGCAGGGCGGCCCGGCGUCGUAAUCCCCCGCGCACAGUCGCAGACACUUGACAAACGCGGCGCUGCGGCGCCGGAGCCGGUGCUGGCCAGCCCGACUGGGCCGCUGGUGAUGGCGCCGAAUCACUGGUGUGGCCCCGCAGCCGCUGGUGUUGGCUCGGAGUCGCUGUUGAUGGCUCGGAGUCGCUGGUGAUGGCCCAGAGUUGCUGUUGAUGGCUUGGAGCCGUCGGUGAUGGCUCGGAGUCGCAGGCGGUGACUCAGAGCUGCAGGUGCUGGCUCUGAGCGGCCUCUGAGAGCGAGCCCGGAACUGCAGGCUCGAAGCCGCUGGUGAUGAUGCUGCUGACUCGGGGACCGAGUCCACGGCCCAUGGCGACUCCGACUCCUGUAUACAGUGUCGUGAGAGGAGCGAUCAAUACAGACUGAAGUGGGGCUUGUU